Messenger RNA from Cajanus cajan (pigeon pea), 669 nucleotides. Its product is annotated as pectinesterase inhibitor 9. Gene Ontology annotation, molecular function: enzyme inhibitor activity. NCBI's taxonomy places the organism in Eukaryota, Viridiplantae, Streptophyta, Magnoliopsida, Fabales, Fabaceae. Gene Ontology annotation, biological process: negative regulation of catalytic activity. The record is from RefSeq and is a predicted model, not a curated record.
AUGGCACGACUCAACCUCACAUUGUUAAUUAUCAUUUUCCUCUCUCUUCUCUUUUCAACUCUUGCCACCUCAGUUAAGCCAUUAUCAUUGGUAAGGCACAAAAAUUCUCAAACUAUGACUUACAUUGAGUCCUCUUGUAAUGGUACCCUCUAUCCCGAUCUUUGUAUUCGUUGCCUGACCCAAUAUGUCAAAUCCAACAUAAAUGGGCCACAACACUUGGCGCAAUAUGCUUUAUCAAUGAGUCUCUCUAGAGCACUUCACACAAGAAAGUAUCUUCUGAAAGUGACCAAAGAACUUAAGACUAAAGCCGUCAAGAGCAAUAAAAGAGAGUACCUAAUUGUUCAAGAUUGUGUGAACCAAAUUACUCAUAGUGUAGACCAACUUAGCCAAGUUAUGAAAGAACUACGCAGGUUGAACAAACGUGGGUCCACCAUCAAUGAUGACACGUUGUGGCACAUAAGUAAUGUAGAGACAUGGGUAAGCACUGCAUUAACAGAUGCUAGUAGUUGUGUGUACUCAUUUCCUGGUCAUAGGAUGAGUAAAAGAACAAGUACUAUUAAGGUUAAGGCUAUGAAUGUAGCUGAAGUUACUAGUAAUGCAUUAUUCUUAUUUCAAAAAUAUGCAUCUAGGUAUCGAAAAGUUGCAACCAUAACCACCAAGAAGUCCUAG